Molecule: messenger RNA, 1197 nt
Organism: Elaeis guineensis (African oil palm)
Lineage: Eukaryota; Viridiplantae; Streptophyta; Magnoliopsida; Arecales; Arecaceae
Source: RefSeq, a predicted model, not a curated record
UCUAGAUUGUCACCUAAACGUUCCCCCACCCUCUCAGUUGGCCGUCUUCCGUCUCAAGGUGCCGGCGACGAAGCACGCGUCACCUUGGGACACCGGGGAUGGCAUCCAUGAUAUCAUGAUGCAGUUCUUCUCCUCCUCCUUCCUCGUUGUUUCAGGGCAAGCGGUAGAAGAUCUCUUCAAAAAAAAAAAUUUUUUUUGGACACAAGACAUAGUACAAAGAUAUCGCCCGGUUCAUAGUUCCUAGUUGUACCUUCUGAGCCAAGGGAUCCAAGGUCAGAAGAGAAAUCCUUGGCCCCAGCAGGCAGUUUUAGUGCACCCGGAUUAUCACCAGGAUGAAGAAGGGACUGUUGAAGCCCCUCCACUAUAUUUCCCAAAUGUUCGAUGGCGGGGAACCCGAAAUGCAGAUAGGCUUUCCCACCGACGUCAAACACGUGGCGCACAUAGGAUGGGACGGACCGAACAUGAAUGCUCCCAGCUGGAUGAAAGAUUUCCACUCGGCGCCACUCGGUCCGACUGGUUCGGACGGGAAUGCACCUUGGGGCUCUCAAGAGAUUAAAAUCGAUGCGGGAAUCGAAGACAAUCCGUCGGGCGAGAUGCUGCCGAGGUCCUCCCGACGUUCGGCCGAGCCAACGAUGAACGACUCCCCCAACAACGCCCCGCGGCCCCGCCACUCACGGCGGCACCGGUCCGAAGCCACCGUCUCCGACGACUCCCCCAGUUGCGAGCUGUCCUCCGACGGCUCCCGGAGGGGCAGUAGGAGGUCGCGCAAGAAGGACGGCCGCUCCAUGGCGGCGGUGGCUGGCGGGGACCUGCCGGCGAUCCCGAAGCAGUCGCGGCGGAAAUCCAAGGGCUCAAGCUCUGUGGGCAGCAGCGACUCCGUCCGAGCGUCUAGAUCUAAGAAUCCCACACCGGCGUCGGAUAACGCCGCCACCCAAAAGCCCGCGGCAGAAGGGGAAGAUGAACGGUUGUGAUUUCAUUUUGAUUCGAUUGCAGGAGUUUUGUUUUUUCUUUUCUUUUUCGAUGAGAUGAUGGUCGGUAGUUCCACCAUGCCGGCGAUGGUCCGAUCACGUGCAUUGAGAUCGGACCGUCCGGAUUGAACAUGGAAUGAAAACGAAAAGUUUUCCCUUCCUCCGGACAGACCCAGUUUACCACGUUUUUUACGUGCCAUUUCCAUCGCAUGCCCGCUCGGAUGGCAAA